UUCUAAUUCGAUGUGGUUGAUCGUCAAGAUGCGAUAAAGGGGGCAGAGAGGUCCCCAGUUGAUAUUUCCUUUUUCUUUUUCAUCUUGUUGUUCUUUUACGCCGAACGUUUCUUUCUUCAAUAACAGUUUAAGACUUAUAUAACUUUUGACUUGUUGACAUAAGUGCUCAGGUUACUGUAUAAUCAAAUGACCGGUGAUUUGGAACCGAACAAGAGGCAGAGGGUCAGUAAAGCUUGUGAUCCAUGCCGUAAGAAAAAAGUAAAAUGUGAUGGCGGAAUUCCUAUCUGUAGAAAUUGUGAAACUUUGAACAUCGCUUGUCUAUACAAGGAAACAACAAAAAAGAGAGGUCCACCUAAAGGUUAUAUAGAGGCUGUAGAAGGCAGAUUGCAUAGACUGGAGGCUCUGCUCAACAGCAUUAUACAAGAGGAUGAUCCACACUCCCAAGCAAUUUUAAAUGAGUUAAAUUCACCACUCGAAACGGCUUAUGGAGAAUUGGUUCGCCCUCGUCCAAUCUUUCGAGAAAGAAUUCCAGAUUAUAACACAUGUAGUGGUUUAUUACGGCUGUCACCUGAUCCAUCAACAUCACGUCCAUCUGUUACAGCAAAAGAUAACAACAGUGAUUCGGACUAUUCAAAGAGUUUAGGGAAUUUAUCAAUUGAUGAGAGUGGACAGCUUCGAUAUUAUGGAGGAUCUUCUGGCUUCUAUAUGUUAAAGACAAGUAAAAGCCUACAGAAUCGAGCUUUUCAUUUCAAUUCAAAAGAUUACAUAGCUAAGAACAACAGUAGUAAUGGAAAACGGAGAAUAGACACAGGCCUUGAAGACAGAGGAUAUCGUACUGUGAUGAUAAACCCUUACGAAUUACCACCAAAAGAUCUGUCGGAUCAUCUACUUGAGCUCUACUUUAACAAUUUUUAUCCUCUGUUACCGCUGUUACAUAAACAGUCUUUUCUACAGUCUCUCCAGGAUGAUAGAAAGGCAAACCCACCAGCGCUCUUGCUGAAUGCAAUUUAUGCAGUUGCUUCACGCAUAUCGUCAGAUGUACGAGUUCGGGCUGAUCCUUUAAAAGCUGAUACAGCGGGUGAUAUAUUCUUCGAAAGAGCACGACUGUUGCUAGAUUUGGAAUGGGACAGUUUCAGAGUUUAUACUGUUCAGUCGUUAUUAUUGAUGAGCAGCCACCAAAAUGGCGCACUUAAACCCACGAGAGGUUGGCUAUACAGCGGCAUGGCAAUUCGGAUGUCUCAAAAUCUAGGGCUCCAUAGAAAUUGUGAUCAUUGGAAUUUGACCCCCAGUGAAAAAGAAGAGAGAAAACGAGUGUUUUAUUGUUGUUUCGUGUUAGAUCGAUUGUCCAGCGCAAUGCAUGGUCGCUCCCCCAUGAUAGAUGACAGAGAUUAUGACACGCCUUACCCCAGUGAAAAUGAUGACGAUGACAUAACUCGAACACCUCGCACUAUGGAAAAUUUCCAUCAUUUGAUUCGAAUAUGCGAACGGUUGGGGGACGUUAUCAGGGACUUAUACAUGGUGAGAGGCCGAAAACAAUUAGCAGCUAUGCCUUCUGCAGACAUCAUCGUCUCCAAAUUAGACAAAAGACUGAACAGUUGGCUGUCAAACUUACCAGCAGACCUUCAAUACCAUCCUCCAAACACUAGAUUGAACGAAAAAGCGCCAGCACCUGCUUUAGAAGUAUGUCAACUUCAUAUGCUAUUUUAUACAACUUCAAUAUUGACACAUCGUCCAUUUAUACCCGGUCCUCGCCAAGCAACCGCUCCUUCCAUAUUCCCAUCCGCCUCUAUUUGUACCUUUGCUGCGAACAAAAUUCUUGACAUAACUGAAUCAUUGAUGAAUGAAGGACGUCUAAAAAAUGUUAACAACUAUACACUUUUUUUCAUGUUCACAGCAGGCAUUAUCUUCAUUCAUAACGCAGCAUCUACAGAUUCCAUGUUUGCAUUUGAAGCAAAAAUCAGCAUCAAUAAAAUUAUGCACGCUAUGGACGAAGUUGAAAAAACAUGGACAACGUCUGCACGGCAUUGUAAUAUAUUGGGCGCUCUCGCCGGAUUACGAGACAUUGAUCUGGAUUGCGUUGAUGAAAGUUAUAUCAAAUUGCGAAGAAAUGAUGUUUUUCACCAGCCAGCAUCCAUUGCUGUUCCAAAUUCUCCGGAACCAGAAGAUAAGAUAAUAUUAGAUAACAAUGUUAAAGGACAACAACAGAUCGAAGAGGAAUAUUACAGAGAACGAUUACAUUCUACCGUAAAUGACGGAGGCGUAAGCAGCGUUAUUACAUUUGAUGAUAGGUCGAUCAGUAGUGAUUUCAACAUUCCAUCUGUCUCUAUUUAUAAUGGCCAGUCGCCUAAAACUACCCAGUGCUAUACCCACCAACAACAACCGCAAAAACUCGAGCAGACAAACAGCAAUGACAAUAUUGCCGAGUCUAAUCCAUUCGAUCCAAAUACUUCUGCUUUUUGGAGUGUACCAAUGUCGUUUGAUAUUGAUGAAUGGAACAGUUAUUUUGAUAAGCAAAAGCUCAGUAGCAAUAGCAACAAUGAAGUAAACUAUAUUUUAAAUGGCUCAUCAGCGGUUUCUACCGACACAGUAACACCUACUUCUAGCUCUUUCACUACUACUACUACACCCGUUCCGCUUCCAAUAAGCCAACAAUUUCAAUCACCUUACAUGCAAAUGCCCACUGACUCUAGCAGAAAUACCAAUGAUAUUCAAAUACCUCAUUGAGCUUUCUAUAAAUUCAUUUUCUUCACCUACGGUUACGCUUAUGCCAUUUAUUUAUUUAUCAUUAUUAAACAUGCGACGCAAUUAACCCACA
Mycotypha africana is the source of this 2815-nucleotide messenger RNA. RefSeq names its product fungal-specific transcription factor domain-containing protein. Gene Ontology annotation, molecular function: DNA-binding transcription factor activity, RNA polymerase II-specific; zinc ion binding; DNA binding. The coding region runs from base 187 to 2724 and encodes 845 amino acids. The record is from RefSeq and is a predicted model, not a curated record. Gene Ontology annotation, biological process: DNA-templated transcription; regulation of DNA-templated transcription. NCBI's taxonomy places the organism in Eukaryota, Fungi, Mucoromycota, Mucoromycetes, Mucorales, Mycotyphaceae. The transcript has 4 exons.